AUGCCUGCAAUUCAAGUAAAUGACUUGGCUAAUGCAAAUUCUAAUGAACCUAUAGAUGUGAUGGUGCUACAAUGCCUAAGAGCAAUAACAAAAUUAAGUAAACAUUUAGUGAAAGUUCCAGAAAUCAAUCUGCAUUCAGCUAUUGAUGUUCUGGUUGAAAAAUCUCCAGGCGACUUAUACCCACAAAGUGAUAUCGAAGUUUUACUAAGAUCAAAUGAGCUAUGUGGGGCUGUAGAAUAUCAAGAGAAGUAUUACGCUCCUCUAAAUAUUAUUCUCGAUGAGGAGGUUGUUUGGCCUAUGCCACGACGUAUUUUCCCGCCGAACUAA
Trichoplax adhaerens is the source of this 327-nucleotide messenger RNA. RefSeq lists its product as uncharacterized. The transcript is spliced from 5 exons. The record is from RefSeq and is a predicted model, not a curated record. Bases 1 to 327 code for a protein of 108 amino acids. Lineage: Eukaryota; Metazoa; Placozoa; Uniplacotomia; Trichoplacea; Trichoplacidae.